Triticum aestivum (bread wheat) is the source of this 909-nucleotide messenger RNA. RefSeq names its product E3 ubiquitin-protein ligase SINA-like 7. Bases 1 to 909 code for a protein of 302 amino acids. The transcript has 2 exons. NCBI's taxonomy places the organism in Eukaryota, Viridiplantae, Streptophyta, Magnoliopsida, Poales, Poaceae. Gene Ontology annotation, cellular component: cytoplasm. Gene Ontology annotation, molecular function: ubiquitin protein ligase activity; zinc ion binding. The record is from RefSeq and is a predicted model, not a curated record.
AUGAUGGACCGGCACCCUUGUGCCAAGGCGCGAUUCCGAUCUAGUAUUAGAAUAUUGAAGGACACCCUCAAGUGCCCUGUCUGCUUUGAGCCCCUCAACAAUGCGAUAUAUCAGUGUUCUGAGGGGCACAUCCUAUCCAGGUCCUGCCAUAACAAGAUACUUGACAAGAAGUGCCACGAAUGUUGUAUUGAAACUUCCUUCAAGCGCUGCGCUAUAAUGGAACAUGUCGUCCAGUCAGUCGCAGUUCCUUGCUGCAAUGCCAAGUAUGGAUGCAGAGAGGGUCUUGCCUACUAUCAGAAAGAAAGACAUGAGCAAGUAUGCCCGACUGCCCCAUGCUUCUGCCCAAUUCCCGGCUGCAGCUAUGUUGUGCUGAUACCCCUGCUCCUGGACCAUCUCACCUUCAAGCACAGCUGUCCAUCAACAGUCCUCCAAGAUUUUGACACGUUGUCUCUCCGCUUCAAACCAGGCUUACAUGUUCUGCAACGCCGCAGUAGGAGGACCAACUAUAUUUUCCUGCUCAACAUGGACUCAGAGCCUUUUGGAUAUGCUAUCUCAGUCGUCUGCGUCCAACCGAAAGUUACGCAACCCAAGUUCACAUGUAGUUUGAAUUAUGACUACUCUAUGACAGGUUAUUGUGAAAGUUCAAGUUUCCAAGUAAGAAGUUCUUCACUCUCUGAUGGGCUACUGACGGGCCCUGACUUAAUUCUGCUCAUGGAAAAGAUUUCCGAUGAUCGAAAUGGUAUCAUGCUCAAAACCACCAUUCAACGGGAAGCUUGUUCUGGUGAUUCUUACUAUUCCAACGACGACGAUUAUGAUGAUGAUGAUGAUGAUGAUGAUGAUGAACAUGAUGUUGACCAUGAUCACGCAAGGCUUCUGAUGAUACGUCAUGCUCUUGAAGCACAGAAGUAA